Ectocarpus siliculosus is the source of this 1697-nucleotide messenger RNA. Lineage: Eukaryota; Phaeophyceae; Ectocarpales; Ectocarpaceae. The record is from the annotation of a GenBank genome assembly.
AUGCUAAUAUACCUCCCAUCCAUGUACAGUCUGGUGGCCGCCAAGGAACCGCCGAAGAAGAAGGGAGCGUCGGCCAGAUACCCCGACGGCAUGGUAAAUGUGGAGGGUCAUCCCGUGAAGAAGGAGGAUUCCUCUCCCAUCAUCUACAAGCGCUACAAGCUGGGCGACGUGAAGGACUUCGACUCCCUCUUCUUCCCGGAGAAGGAACAACUGCUCAGGGCGCUGGAGAACUUCGAGGCCAAGAGGGGCAGAUACGCCAUCAGGGGCUACCCGCACAAGCUCGGUUUUCUCCUCCACGGCCCCCCCGGCACCGGAAAGACGAGCCUCAUCAAGGCACUAGCGUGCCGGACAGGGAGGCACAUCAUCCAGGUUCCCCUGGGGCGGAUCAAAACCAAUGAGGACCUGAUGAACGUCAUGUUCGACCAAUCGUUCCGCGUGGCCACGCAAGAGCUGCCGGUCCCGCUCAAGCACGAGAACGUGAUCUACGUGUUCGAGGACGUAGACGCGGCGUCCAAGAUCGUCAAGGCCAGGCAGAGCAUCAUCAAUAACGACGACAGCAGCAGCAGCAGCAGCAGAAGCUGCAGCAAGGGCGACGACAGCGAGGAGUACGCGGACGCGUACGACAAGCUCGACCUCUCGUUUUCCGGAGGUUGGGGGUUGACACCACAUCGCUGCAAGCUCGGGUUCAUGGGUCUCCUGAACGUUCUGGACGGGGUCGUGGACACGCCCGGCAGGCUCGUUGUGGUGACCACCAACAUCGUCGACUGCUUGGACCCCGCUCUCAUCCGGCCCGGGCGCGUCGAUCAGAAGAUUCUUCUCGGAUACAUGCGGUACGACGCGGCGCUGGCAAUGACCAAGCACUUCUUCCCCGAGGAGAGCGAGAGCCUCACCGACGAGCAGAAGAAACGCCUCCAGGACGUCUUCAGCGACGAGGCCGUCGCGCUGAGAAGGAGGCCCGCUUCGAACUACGGCGGCGGCGACCGGGGCGAGCUCACGCCCGCGACGAUGGAGAAGGUGCUGGGCGAGCACGAAAAGGUUGACGACUUCCUGGAGGCGCUUGAGGCGUUCGCUCUGGAGAAGCCGGCCAGCGGUGGCGGUGGCGGUGGCGGUGGCGACGCUCUACCCAAGGAUCAGCUCGGGCUAACCCUGAGCAGCGGGGUGGCGAAGGCGGACGAGAACGUCGAAGAAGAGGAAGAGGAGGAGGGCGCAGGAGAGACCCCGGUGCUCGUGCCUGUUGGUUUCAAAGACGAUGACUAGUACUAGAUAGAUAGAUAGAGCUGACGACGGCGCGGCAACUACGACAGGAUAGAUAGAUGGACAGUGGUAGUGUCUCGCUGCUGUUGUCCUCUUAGGUCUGCCGACGGGCGAUCGUUUGCGGUUGCGCGCGCGCGUGCGUGACGGCGGGAUGUGUGUCGAACAGAGGUGUGUGUGUGUGAAAUACGGACACAAUACGGUGCUUCUCCCGACCGGGCAUUCUCUUCAAUAUUUGUCGCAAGAUAACCCGUUUCGGAGGCUGGGGGGCGCGUAUAAUAGGUGUUUACUGCUGCGAGGUGCGGGCGGACUUUUAUUUCUUUUGGAGGGACAGACGGGGGUGAUUCUUCCUGACGAGUGUUUCUUUGAGGCAUUUUUUUGAGAACCUGUCUGUCGAGGGAGGCAAACCACGGCUUUUGUGGAGAAGGUGAAGCCCUCCUUCCUAG